Nasonia vitripennis (jewel wasp) is the source of this 859-nucleotide messenger RNA. RefSeq lists its product as uncharacterized. The record is from RefSeq and is a predicted model, not a curated record. The transcript is spliced from 5 exons. Lineage: Eukaryota; Metazoa; Arthropoda; Insecta; Hymenoptera; Pteromalidae. Bases 140 to 799 code for a protein of 219 amino acids.
UAUACGUUCGCGUGAUUCGCAUCGUUCAAUCUCAUUUUGGAUAUUGGACUGGACGGAUCAACAUUUUUCGCGAGCCGACUACGGAAUUUAUAAAGCAAUAUUAAAACGCCGAUAUACCUUUUCACUGGAUCAUUUGACAAUGGAUUUCGAAGUAGAUUUGACUACAGAAUUGACAAUCGAUUUGACAGCGCAUCAAGAAAAUGUGACAACUGAUUCGGAUAAACCUGAUAGGAUAACGAAUCGGGUUACCGAAGAGCAAAAAAAUUAUAUAAUCUAUUUUGUAAUGGAAAAUCCAGAAACGAUAUCGCACAGUUCAACUCAAGCUUCGGAAGCAGUUUUAUGGAAUGAUUUGAUAACACAUCUCAAUAGUCUGAAACCGGUAAAGUCAUUACGUAAUUGGAGACGGUACACACUUAGAUUGAUAAACCAUCUGAAAAUCACACCAGAUUUAGUUCUAACCGAUGAGGAAACGAAAUUCAAACGCUUCGUGAAAAAACUUUUGGGAACUGCAGACCCGGAAUCUACCGAAGAAGCCAGCGAAACCGAUUUCACAGAAGUCGUCAUCGAGAGCGAAGAAGACAUUCGAAAUGCAGACAAACUUGAGCUGGAAAAGGCUAAACUGAAGUUGGAUAUUAUCGUAAAUGAUUUGGGUGUAGAGCGACUUAACAAUCUUAUUUUGUUUCUUAAGGGCCAAAAUAGACGAUGCCUGAAGAAGGUGAAACGUCUCUGUGCAAAUAAAGCAUAUUUACAGAUGCGGUUAAGAGAAUUCCGAGAAGCACGAGCACUGUCAGAGGAGUAAUUAUUAAAUGUAUAAAUUUGUAAAUAUGUUGACGCAAUAAAUAAUCUGCAUACUUUGUUA